This is a messenger RNA of Saimiri boliviensis boliviensis (Bolivian squirrel monkey), 904 nucleotides long. RefSeq names its product transmembrane protein 223 (gene TMEM223). Gene Ontology annotation, biological process: nervous system development. The record is from RefSeq and is a predicted model, not a curated record. NCBI's taxonomy places the organism in Eukaryota, Metazoa, Chordata, Mammalia, Primates, Cebidae. Gene Ontology annotation, cellular component: mitochondrion.
CGGCAGGAAGCCCCGCCCCGGAAGUCGGCUAGUCAUGGCGGCUCUUGGGAGGCGGUGGUUCACUGGGCUGCUAGCGGCGUUGCGGACACUGCCCACGCGCCGGCUCCUGCAAUUCGCGACCUUGCAACGGGAUGUGCUGCUCUUUGAGCACGAACGGGGCCGCUUCUUCACCAUCCUUGGGCUGUUUUGCGCGGGCCAGGGCGUCUUCUGGGCCUCCCUGGCUGCGGCAACCGUGUCCCGGCCCCAUGUCCCGGUGCAGCCUCAGGAUGAGGAGGUCCCAAACCAUGGCCGCGACCUGCGCUCCGCGCUUUGGCGCUACGGUCUGGCCGUCGGCUGCGGCACUAUCGGAGCCCUGGUACUCGGUGCUGGUCUUCUCUUCUCUCUCCGGUCUGUGCGCUCGGUGGUGCUUCGAGCUGGAGGGCAGCAGGUGACCCUCACCACUCAUGCCCCCUUUGGCUCGUGGGCCAAUUUCACAGUUCCUUUGAACCAAGUAUCUUGCAUGGCCCACCGGGAUGAAGUCCCUGCCAUGCUACCUCUGAAAGUCAAGGGCCGGCGCUUCUAUUUCCUCUUAGACAAAGCUGGACGCUUCCCUAACACAAAGCUCUUUGACAAUACUGUGGGUGCCUACCGGAGCCUGUGAAGAAACGACCUCGAGUCACUCACCUCUCCAAGAGGGGGAGAAAACGGAACCUUGGAGAGCCAGGUGUGUACUUUGGGAGGCUGAGGCAGGAGGACUGCUUGAGCCCAGGUUGAGAACAGCCUGGGCAACAUAGCAAGACCUUGUCUCUAUUUCCAAAAAUAAAACCACCUUAGAGAUGGAGUAACAACCAGGGUCCCACAAGGAGGCUCAAGAUUCAUUAACAAAUAAAGGAGCAGUCAUCCCUAGGGCAGCUGCCAGACAGUA